AUGGGCGAACACAUUAACGAGGUUCCUUUCACCCUCAAAGAUGUGCCGGUCGAGAACCAGAGGCCCAUGAAAGUCAUCAUCAUCGGGGCAGGCUUCUCAGGUAUCUACACUAGCAUCAGGAUAUCUCAGCGGCUCAGAAAUGUUCAGCUGCAGGUAUACGAACAAAAUGAUGGACUCGCGGGUGUGUGGUGGUUGAACCGCUACCCAGGGCUAGCAUGCGAUAUUCCAUCCUACUCUUAUCAGUUCAGUUUUGCCCCGAACCCAUACUGGUCCUCUCUCUACGCCCCAGGACCCGAGAUUCGAGCUUAUAUGACGGACGUUGCUGAAAGAUAUGGUGCCACACGCUAUAUCAAAACUUCUCACGCCGUCAAGGAGUGUAUUUGGGACGCUGGGAAGAAGAUUUGGAGAGUCAAGGUCCACAACAUCAAGACCGACGAAAUCUUCGAGGACACUGCAAAUGUCGUCAUAUCAGCCAAGGGCGGCUUGAAUCAGAUUAUGUGGCCCCGAAUCAAAGGCUUUGGAGACUACAAAGGAAAGCUCAUUCAUUCUGGCCAGUGGGAUGAGAGUGUCGAUCUUCGCCACAAGCGGGUAGGUGUUAUUGGCAAUGGGUCCAGCGCUAUUCAGAUUGUGCCAGCCAUUCAACCGCUUGAGGGGACCAAGGUUUGGAACUUUGCCCGAAGUCCUACUUGGGUAUCAAACUCCUUUGGGGACAUUGCAAUGAUGAAGCUUGGAAGAGAGCCUGGAGAUUCAAAAUUCUCUCGCCGGGAGCAGGAAUACAUGGCACGGCAUCCGGACCACUACCACAAAAUGCGCAAGACAUUGGAGAAGGAAGCCAGCAAAAAGUACUUUUUCACUCUCAAAGACUCACCUGAACAGGCCAACGCGGUGGGCAAGUUCCAGGAUUACAUGAAGAAACGCCUAGAGGGCCGGCCUGAUCUUUACGAAGCCAUUAUCCCUACAUUUGCUCCUGGAUGCCGCCGACUCACCCCAGGACCAGGAUAUCUGGAGGCCCUCAAGGAGGACAACGUUACAUUCUGCAACACACCUAUUCAGGAAAUGUCUGAGAAGGGUCUGAAGCUCAGCACCGGAGAGGAGAUAGAAUUGGACGUUGUGGUUUGCGCGACAGGAUACAACGUCGGAGCACCACCAACAUUCACAGUGACUGGCCGCAACGGCGUGACGCUGGAGCAGAAGUGGGCACCUCACCCAGAGACAUACCUCUCUGUGGCCGUGGACGAAUUUCCCAACUUUCUACUCAUUGGCGGGCCAAACUCGGGCCUCGGCUCUGGUAGUCUCCUCAGUGUCUUUGAAGGACAAGGCGACUACGCAGUCAAGGUGAUUCGCAAACUACAAAAGGAGGAUUACUCCACCUUUGAGGUCAGACCGGAGCGUGUUGCUGACUUUAGUCACUACAUCGAUGAGUACUUCAAGCGGACCGUCUACACAGAUGACUGUUCGUCGUGGUAUCGGUCAAACACCACAGGAUCACGGAUCGUCGGUCUGUGGCCUGGAUCGUCGGCACAGUGUCUCGAGGUCUUGCGGGCUCCACGAUGGGAGGAUUACGUCUUUGACAGCGCUGAUCCUACCGGAAAUCUCUUGCGAUGGCUCGGCGACGGCUCUAGCUUGACCCUCACAGAGGGCGAUCCGUCCUGGUUUUUGGAGUAUGAGGCUACUGAUGCACCUCAGGAGGGAAAGCCCGAAGAAGGCGAGGUUUAUAGUCGUCGUCCAUUUUCUCACUAG
Messenger RNA from Fusarium keratoplasticum, 1740 nucleotides. RefSeq lists its product as uncharacterized. The transcript is spliced from 7 exons. Lineage: Eukaryota; Fungi; Ascomycota; Sordariomycetes; Hypocreales; Nectriaceae. Bases 1 to 1740 code for a protein of 579 amino acids. The record is from RefSeq and is a predicted model, not a curated record.